Molecule: messenger RNA, 3251 nt
Organism: Esox lucius (northern pike)
Lineage: Eukaryota; Metazoa; Chordata; Actinopteri; Esociformes; Esocidae
Gene: pde11al
Product: phosphodiesterase 11a, like
Exons: 20
Coding region: 211-3129 (972 amino acids)
Biological process (GO): signal transduction
Molecular function (GO): protein binding; 3',5'-cyclic-nucleotide phosphodiesterase activity
Source: RefSeq, a predicted model, not a curated record
CUGCUCGCAGCGUUUUACUGAGAGAACGACGACGGUGGAUUGACUUAAAUGGGCAGCAAGUUAAUGAACUGCUGAAGUGGUUUUCUAUCCGUCUUUCCACACAGAACCCGAAGAGUCGCUCUGGAGCACCAGGGUUACUAAACUUGGUUUAGUAUCAAGCUAUCCCGAUAUUAUUCUGCUCUUCUUCUUAGGGUGUUUUCUGUUUUCCCGAUGACUACUUUUGACUUCUCCGAUGUGGAAGCAUUUUUGGACUGCCACCCUGAUCUCUUUGAGGAGUACGUCGUGCGUAAAGGAAAAAGCGAAAUGGUGAGCCGGUGGUUGAAAGAGCACCGGCCGUCCAAAGUCUCCCUUACCGACGAGAAGCGGGGUGGCUUGCCCAGGGACCCCCUUUGGUCGACCAACCCUGACGGUCUGCGGCGGCGCUCAUCUCACAUGGAGCUCCGACGGAACUUCGCACGUUCAAAAGCCACGACGACGCAUAGAACCUACGACGAGCACGCUAGUCACAGGGAACACGAUGAUUCCCAGUCCAGCAUGAGACGACGCGCACUGCUGCGCAAAGCCAGUUCCUUGCCUCCAACCACAGCUCACAUUCUCAGCGCCCUUCUCGAAUCCAGGGUCAAUGUGCCUCAGUAUGCGUCCAGUGCUAUCGACUAUAAAUACAGACUGAAGGAAACCAACGAAAGAGAGUUCUUCCUUGAGUUGGUGAAAGAUGUCUCAAAUGACCUGGACAUGACAAACCUGAGUUAUAAGAUAUUAAUCAAUGUGUGCAUCUUGGUGGACGCAGACAGGUGCUCACUAUUCCUAGUUGAGGGACCCUCUCACAAAAAAACGCUAGUGUCCAAGUUCUUCGACGUGCACUCAGGCACUACAGUGCGGCCCUCCUCGAGCACUUUGAACUCUAACGAAGUGCAGGUGCCUUGGGGAAAGGGCAUCAUAGGAUACGUGGCAGAGCAUGGGGAGACUGUAAACAUACCCAACGCAUAUGAGGACCAUCGGUUCAGUGAUGAGAUCGAUAAGCUGACCGGCUAUAAGACCCAGUCCAUUCUCUGUAUGACCAUCUGUAACAGUGACGGGGAAGUCAUCGGUGUGGUGCAGGCCAUCAACAAGAACCCCAUCGGCACACCUUUCACAGAGGAUGAUGAGAAGGUGUUGCAAAUGUAUCUACCAUUCUGCGGAAUAUCGAUCUCCAAUGCCAAGUUGUUUUCAGAGUCUCGGAAGGAGUAUGAGAGAAGCAGAGCUCUGCUGGAGGUGGUCAAUGACCUGUUUGAGGAGCAGACCGACCUGGAGAAGAUAGUGAGGAAGAUCAUGCAGAGAGCCCUUACCCUUCUUCAAUGUGAACGCUGCUCCGUGCUGCUGCUGGAGGACAUCCAUUCACCUGUGGUGAAGUUCUCCAAGACAUUUGAGCUGAUGUCUCCUCUCUGCAACAUGGAUCGAGACAUCGGCAUGGAGAAGCUGUCCUGCUCCGAUUGGCUGAUCAAUAACAGCAUUGCUGAGCUAGUGGCCUCCACAGGACUGCCCGUCAACAUCAGCGACGUCUGUCAGGACCCCCGCUUCGACGCUGAGCCAGAUCAAGCCUCAGGGUUCCACAUCAGAUCGGUUCUGUGUGUCCCCAUCUGGAAUAGAACUCAUCAGAUUAUAGGGGUUGCUCAGAUUCUGAACCGCCUGGACAGAAGGACAUUCAAUGAUGCAGAUCAAAGACUUUUUGAGGCUUUUGUCAUAUUCUGUGGACUGGGGAUCAACAACACCAUGAUGUACAACCAAGUGAAGAAGACCUGGGCCAAGCAGUCAGUAGCCUUGGAUAUGCUGUCCUAUCAUGCCACAUGCUCCAAGGUAGAGGUGGACAGACUCAAGGCUGCUAAGAUUCCUUUGGCCAGUGAACUGGGCAUUGAUGAGUUCCACUUCAAUGACUUCUCGCUGGACAAUGAUGCCAUGAUCACCGCCUCCCUAAGGAUGUUUCUGGAAAUUGGUGCUGUCCAGAAGUUUAAGAUUGACUAUGACGUCCUGUGUCGCUGGCUGCUGACCGUGAGGAAGAACUAUCGCACCGUGGCCUACCAUAACUGGAGGCACGCAUUCAACGUGUGCCAGUGUAUGUUCGUCAUGAUCACCACUGCAGGUUUCCAGGACGUUCUGUCGGAUGCAGAGACCUUGGCACUGAUGGUGGGCUGCCUCUGCCACGACCUGGACCACCGCGGCACCAACAAUGCCUUCCAGGCCAAGACUGGUUCUGCUCUGGCUCUGCUCUACGGGACAUCAGCCACCUUGGAACACCAUCACUUCAACCACGCUGUCAUGAUACUCCAGAGUGAGGGUCAUAAUAUCUUUGCCAACCUGUGUUCUGAAGAGUACAGCAACAUGAUGCAGUUACUGAAACAAGCCAUCCUCUCCACUGACCUCACCCUGCACUUCCAACGGAGGAGCAAAUUCUUUGACUGUGUUUUGUCUGGAGAGUUCAGCUGGACAGACGAGGCUCACAGAGAGCAACUCAGGUCUAUGUUGAUGACUGCGUGUGACUUAGGUGCAGUGACCCGGCCGUGGGAAAUCUCCAAACAGGUUGCGGAAUUAGUGACGAGUGAGUUUUUCGAGCAAGGUGACAGGGAGAGGUCUGAGCUGAAGUUGACUCCAGCAGCCAUCUUUGACCGUAAUCGUAAAGACGAGCUGCCCGCCCUGCAACUCGAGUGGAUUGAUGGCAUCUGUCAGCCCCUCUAUCAGACUCUGGUGAAGCUGAAUGUGAAGCUACAGCCCAUGGUUGAUGGGAUCGAAGCCAAUCGGAUGAAGUGGAAGGAGCUUGGCUCGUCCUAUCAGCACACACACAGGGCUGCCGAGACAGAGUCAAGACCCGACCGAGGAACCAGGCAGAACCCAGAUUCCAGUCAGAACACGUCUCCUCGAUUUGGGUCAGACUCAGGAUCUCUACAGAAGUCAGUUGUUGUUACGGAGUCCGGCAGCCGUCCAGAGAUUGAGUUGUAUUCCGAAUCUGAUCAGAAGUCAGUUCUUAAUAUAGAGUCCAGCAGGCCUCCAGAGUUUGUGUUGAAUUCAGCUCUUAACACAGAGUCUGGUGGUCAGCCAUCAUCAGAUGGGUGUUUAGGUUCUGGUCAGCUGUCACCGGGGAAGAGGGCUGACAUCUGAAGAGAGAGGGGGUGAAAGGAGAGAGAGAAGGAGGGAGAGAGGAGAGGGAGGAGAGCUGACAUCUGAAGAGACAGGGGGUGGAAGGAUGGAGAGAAGGAGGAGAGGGCUGACAUCUGAAGAGU